Penicillium crustosum is the source of this 411-nucleotide messenger RNA. The record is from RefSeq and is a predicted model, not a curated record. Lineage: Eukaryota; Fungi; Ascomycota; Eurotiomycetes; Eurotiales; Aspergillaceae.
AUGAGAAAAACAUACAACAGUGAGGAUUCGCUGGUGGUCACCCACCCAACUACUAACUCACCGGCGUGUGGCUUAAGUACGGCUGAGCGGACGGGAAGCCCUGUUUUCCACACCCUAUGGUCCAAGUCCACACCAGCUACACAAAACCUCGACCACUUCGACCACAAUUGCGACUUGAUAUAUUUCUCAACAAUAACCGAAACUAAAAUUCCCAAGUAUGCCAAAGAGCAGCCCGUCAGCUUCAAGAACGCCUUCGAGAAACUCGCCAUUAUUGGCGCUGGGGGCAUCAUUGGAUCGCUCAUCGCGGCUGCCCUCCUUGAAACUGGAAAGCACACUGUUGCGCGCGUCCUAGGCAAACGUGACGGCGCUAGGCAAGGUGCCUUUGAAUCUGUCGUAGAUGCAUGCAAUUGA